Messenger RNA from Leptinotarsa decemlineata (Colorado potato beetle), 1990 nucleotides. RefSeq names its product Rab interacting lysosomal protein like (gene Rilpl). The record is from RefSeq and is a predicted model, not a curated record. Gene Ontology annotation, biological process: cilium assembly. Lineage: Eukaryota; Metazoa; Arthropoda; Insecta; Coleoptera; Chrysomelidae. Gene Ontology annotation, molecular function: dynein light intermediate chain binding; small GTPase binding; protein dimerization activity. Gene Ontology annotation, cellular component: cytoplasm; ciliary basal body.
UUAAAAUGUUUUUUGUGACGUCAAGUCGAAAUUGAAUAUUUAUUGAAUCUUCGAAUAUUUAAAGGAUGACACUUCAACUAAUAUAUUGAAAUCGGAAGUGGUUAUAGUGUAUUAUUAAUUGUAUGAUUGUAUAGUCAAAAGUAGUCAAUUGGCAAUUAAUGCCGCGCAUUAACUACUCAUUCAAUUUCGAAAAAAUGGAAGAUAUGAGUGACAUUUCAGGGGAUGUGACUGUGGUGGACGUUUAUGAUAUUGCUUCAGAUAUUGGAAAAGAAUGUGAAAAAAUUAUAGACAUAUUCGGAGCUGAUGCGGUAACUUCUCUAAUGCCGAAAGUUAUAAACGCUCUCGAAUUACUUGAAAACUUAGCUACAAAGAAUGAAAGGGAAAAUUCCUUGCUACAUGAACUUCAAGCCAAAAUAUCUCAAUUGGAAAAUGAUAAACUGGAGAAAGCUGAGUACAGAAAAAAAUUUGAGAGGGUUAGUCAUAUAUUGAAAACCCAAGUGGAAAGACUUACUAAUACAAGCAGAGAAUUAAGAAGAAAACAUAAAUCUAUGCAGACGCAAGUCCGAACACUUUGUGAUGAAAGAGCAGAUUUUCUUGUGCAACUACAGGACCAACAGAGAGACAUAUCAGCAUUAAGGCAGAGGUUGGGACUCGCUCAGAAGGAAAAUGAGGAUCUUGUGAAAUGCGAUCUUACACUACCAAGUAACAAAGCUGUAUAUGAUUUGGAUGAUCCAAACAGACCAAGAUUCACAACACAAGAGCUCAAAGAUAUUUUACAUGAACGUAAUGAACUUAAAGCUAGAGUAAGUGAUUUAGAAGAUGAGCUAGAGAUCUAUCGACCUAAAAAUAAAGCAGAAACCUUAAAAAAUCUUCUUCCUUUAAUGGACAAAAUUGAAACAACCUGUGAUAAUUUAGUUAGACCACAUAAGGCUCCUACGCCUAGUCCUCCACGUUCUGAAAGUCCGCCUUUAGAUGAUGAUGCACCAGUUCAAGGUCCCCUACCAUAUGAACCAGAUGAUGCGCCCUGGAAAAAAUCUGAAUCUGGGAUUAGGAAGUUUUUUCGUAAAAUCUUUUCUGAGAGUAGUGGUGGAGGUGGUUUUCCUAAGCGUAGCCUCUCCACCCUCUCUAAAAUGGCUCUCUCGUCGACUAGCGAACCAGUUCCUGUCUAACACAGGUUUCUCUAAUACCCUAACCAAUGCCUACUCCAGUUUAGGAACUGAUAUUUACGGUUAUGUGCAUCAUUCUAUGUGAUAGAAGGUUAACUUAGCGAUCAAUGUUUAAUUAUUGUCGGUUCUUUUAUCAUCAGGGUGUUGAGUAAAUGUACAAAAUUGGUAAUACACCCUAGUAUGUAGACCAGAAGUGAAAUCUAGGGGUUUUGUGUGAUGGUGAAUACGGAUAUGAAGUAACAUAUUUCUACCAAAUCAGUAUUGACGAGGAAAUAUUAUUUGUGCGAAGACAAAGUUCUCUUAAAGUUUAUAUUUGCCUAGGGUUCCACAUGGCUUGCUCCAUUAUGAUAUUCACUAUUAUCUGGGUUGAAAAGAAAUGUGUAAAAUGUUGAUAACUACUUUGAGGUUUUCGAGAAGUCAGUAUUAUUUAAUGCUAACCUAUGAUUCAUUUUUUCCUUCAUAACCACCUUUUUUUUUUUAAUUAUAUUUGACUCCGUUUAUAUUUUUUAUAUUUGUUUCAUAGCCGAUUGAAAAAUAUUGCACAACUAAUGAAAAUUUGAAACUUUCAGAGCUUCUACAUAUUAUUUGAAAUGAGACCUAACAACAUAUUUUUGAAUGAAUUCUGAUUCAACUAUUUUGAAUAAGUUACACUCUCUUAUUUUGGUAUACUUUUACAUAAGAAUCCUUUAUAUACACUAUAUUUUGUUGUAAAAAUUUUCAUUUUUCAUGUUAAAUACAAAUAUUUCUACCCUCAUUGUUAAGUUUUUUUCUUAUACAAUUUGCAAAAUGCAACCAAUUACGUUAUUAAAAAUGAGAUACUUGAU